AAACAUUAAAAUGUCAGGAAAAAAAAAAUUAAAAAAUAAGCUUGUACUGAAAGGUACUAAUAUAAUACACCUGAAAUUAACAUUUUCUUUUGUUGUUUUCUAGGUUCUAUUCAGGUCUAGAGACAAAAAAAACUCUCUGAUUAAUCAUGUAAUUUGGCUUAUUUUUAUAAAAUUUAAAACAUAAUUUCAUGAUUUGUUUCUCCUAAACCCUCUCCAAACCCAAUAAACCGGAGCAAAAACACAAGAGCGAGAAGUAGUAACGCAUUAGUUUUCGGCCACCUCCUCCAUUGAAGCGAAGCUCCGAGAGAGAGAGAUUGUAGUGUGGUGCAUCGUUACAAAACAUAACCAAACCCGUACACGAAAAAAAGACACAGACUUUUUGUUUUUGUUUUUUUUGUCUCUUUCCAUGGUAAUGACAGAACUCAACUUCCUCCCAACAACCUCCGAUCGCUUCACGACGACGUCACCGUCACCGUCCUUCUCCUCACAUUCCCUUCUUCCCUUCACCCAUCGACGAACACGACAAAGUAACCACAGACCUGUCUCCGUACGCAUGGAGCAGUCACGACCGAGAAACCGAAAAGACAAGAUCGUCGUCAUCUUAGGAGCAACCGGCGCCGGAAAGUCACGUCUUUCAGUCGAUCUCGCCACUCGUUUCCCUUCAGAGAUCAUAAACUCCGACAAAAUCCAAGUCUACGAAGGACUAGAGAUCACCACCAACCAGAUUACCAUCCCGGACCGUCGCGGCGUUCCUCACCACCUCCUGGGUUAUCUCCCCUCCGAAGACGGCGAACUCACCGCCGGAGAUUUUCGUGUCGACGCUUCAAACGCCGUUUCCGACAUAGUCUCCCGUAAAAAGCUUCCGAUCAUCGCCGGCGGAUCCAACUCCUUCGUCCACGCGCUCCUCGCCGAGAGAUUCGACCCAAAGAUCGAUCCUUUCUCUUCUUCUUCGAUAUGUCGGGAUUUGCGGUACGACAGCUGUUUCAUCUGGGUAGAUGUGUCGGAACCUGUGCUGUUCGAGUAUCUUCUGAAACGGGUCGACGAGAUGAUGGGUUCGGGCAUGUUCGAGGAGCUGUCCGGGUUUUACGACCCGGUGAAAGCGAGUAGGGCCCGGUUUGGGAUCCGGAAAGCCAUAGGCGUACCGGAGUUCGACGUUUACUUCAAAAUGUACCCACCGGAGAAGGACAUAAAGUGGGAUUCAGGGAGGAGAGCGGCGUACGAUAAGGCGGUGGGGGAUAUCAAGGAGAACACGUUGAGGUUAGCGAGGAGGCAAGUAUGGAAGAUAGAGAAGCUGAGAGAAGCAGGUUGGGAUAUUAAGAGAGUUGACGCAACGGCGUCGUUUAGAGCUGUUAUGAUGAGUUCGAGUUCGUCGCGAGAGUGGAGAGAGAUUUGGGAGGAGCAAGUUUUGGAGCCAAGCGUAAAGAUUGUGAAUCGGCUGUUGGUGGAAGAUUAGGUUAUUUCCCAGCCAUUUUCCAGCUCAUUUUUUUUUUGCUUUUCAUAUCAUAGAAAGGGUUCGUUGAGAGAUUAUUUUUCGAAAAAGGCACUUUUUUUUUGUUGGGUUAUCUACAAACAUGUAAUACAUAUGAUCUCCUCCAUUUUUGGCACUCCAAAACUCCAUUUCUAUUCUGAA
Molecule: messenger RNA, 1630 nt
Organism: Brassica oleracea var. oleracea
Lineage: Eukaryota; Viridiplantae; Streptophyta; Magnoliopsida; Brassicales; Brassicaceae
Product: adenylate isopentenyltransferase 1, chloroplastic
Exons: 1
Coding region: 407-1453 (348 amino acids)
Biological process (GO): tRNA modification; cytokinin biosynthetic process
Cellular component (GO): mitochondrion
Molecular function (GO): tRNA dimethylallyltransferase activity; AMP dimethylallyltransferase activity
Source: RefSeq, a predicted model, not a curated record